Messenger RNA from Adineta ricciae, 1290 nucleotides. Lineage: Eukaryota; Metazoa; Rotifera; Eurotatoria; Adinetida; Adinetidae. The record is from the annotation of a GenBank genome assembly.
AUGACUGAAAUAACCAGAAAAUUAACAACUAGAUCUACGAAUAAGGGUCAUUCCGAAUUCUAUCGUCAUGUAAUUUUGCCAAGCAAAACCUACGCGGAGAGACAUAAAUCGUCACCCAAAGAAGUUAAAGAAGCGGCACGAACUUAUAACAAACAACCGCCAUUGUCAAAUGCCGAUAUUGAAAGACAACGGAGUUCAUUGCAGCGUCAACUAUCCAUAGAUAUGCUUCGUCAAGGUUAUCAUCAAGCGUUUCGUGAAUUGUCUGAUAUACUAACAUGGCAAAAAGAUAAUCGCGAACAGUCAAGAAGUGAACAACCACAAGUUUUAAUAGAAGAUAAUGCCGAUAAAUUACGUUUUCUUUCCAUAUAUUUAACUAAAGCUGAAGAGGCCGAACGAAGACGUCAAUAUGCAAAGAUGUAUGAAAGCUAUCUAGCUAUGGCAUCAUUUUUUCGUGAAGCAGAAGAUUAUUGGCUAUCGGAUUAUUUUUACAAGAAAUGCUUGACUAUCGCUCAAGCCUAUUCACAACUCGAUACUGAAUUGGUUGCUCGGGCUUAUCUAAAUAUUGGAUCAGUCUAUGAGAGACACGGUGAUCUGAUGCAAGCUUUAGCAAGUUUUAAACAGUAUUAUCAAGCCGGUGAAAACUAUUAUGAUCUACGAACGAAUGCAAAUCUUCAAUUAGUACGUAUAUACAUGAAAUUAGCAGAACGACGAACCACGAAUGAAAAAUUGGAUUUUAUGGUUAAAGCCUACGAAGCAUCGAUACAGAGCGAUGAUAAGAAAAUUGAGAAUGAGAUUCGCUACAAAUUAGGGCUACUCUAUCUUGAGCUUAAUGAUAUUGAUGCAGCACUACAAUAUUUAGAGAAAUAUUACGACUAUUGCCAGCAAGUUAAUGAUGAUGAAGGUUUCGGUCAAGCAAGUGAAGCGAUUGCUAUUUGUUACCAAAAGAAAUCAAAUAUCGAAAAAAGCACGGAAUAUUUAACAAAAUAUCUUCAGAAAGCUUCGGGACAGAAAGGCAGUCAUCAAUAUACGAAAGCUUGCAAUGCACUCGGUUUGAUCAACGCUACACUGGGGGACUAUGACUCUGCCAUUGCAUCCUGUAGCAAAGCGUACAGUAUUUCAUUAGCAACUCGUUCUUCUGAUCUUGAUCGUUGUCGCCUUCUAUAUGGUAUAGCUAAUGGAUUGAAAUUACGAGGCUGCUUUAACGAACACAUCGAUCAAAUGAAUACAAAGAAUUUACUUGACUGGAAGCAGACAAGACUCGAAAGUCACUUAACAAAAUCGAAGAAUUAG